AGGAAGGGUAUUUUAGUACAUUCAUAAUUUUAUUUUAUUUUUGAAUAUGAGACAAACGCCUUUUGGCCUGGCUGAGUAAAGACGAAGCAGAGUUCGUUCGACUUGAAAAUCAAAAGUUUGCUUCAUUGAGGGGAUUCAACUUUAAUUUUUGAGACGGUUUAAUGGCGGACACUAUUGCGUCUCCACUCCUCCAAUCAAUUCUCAACAGAUUGAAUUCCUUUUGCCUUUCAUUUGGCGACGGCGACGAGAUGCUGACCAGGUUGCAAAGCGCUGUGGCAGCAGUCAAAGACUUAGCUGCAGUGGCGGAGCAGCGGUUCCAGAUGGCGGAAGAAAUCAAGGGUUGGUUGACUGAAGUCAAACGUGUGGGUCACGAAUUGGAUUAUCUGUUGGAUGACUAUGAGCAGCAAUUGCGCAAGGUAAUGGAUCAAAACUUAAUUAGCCGCUGUUUUUGUUUCCUAACUAGAAAUGAAAACCGGCGACCGAUAGAGCAUGUGCUCGGGAAGUUGACCACACUCGCCAGCAAAGGCGAUUGGCCUUUGGAAAAUAAUUGGCGACCAGAUCUUUUUUCUCGAUUGAAUUCUGGAACUAGUUUUGUGGGUUUAGAGCCGGAGAUUGUGGGCAGGGAUUUGGACAGGGAUAAGAUAAUUAGCUUAUUAUUAACCAAGAGCGAGCAAGAUUGUCAGGUGGUCUCUAUUGUAGGCGUAGGGGGAGUGGGAAAAACAUCACUUGCUCGUCUGGUUUUUAAUCAUGAGAAAGUGAUGCGUACUUUCACGUUCAAGUAUUGGGUUUCUUUAGGCAAUAAUCAUUGUGUUGAUGUUGAAAGGAUUGGGGAAGCAAUUUGCUCUCAGAAAUUUUUGAGAUUGGAUGACUUGGAGGAUAGUGUUAGAAGGGAACUGAGGGGGAAGAGAUUUUUAAUUGUGCUUGAUAAUUUUUGGCAAGAGGAAAUGGAUCUAUGGAUCGCAGUAAGAAAAUGGUUUAGUGUGGGUUCUCCUGGAUCUGCUGUUCUAGUCACUACUCGCUCAACUGCUGCUGCUGAUUCUGUAGGUUCCAUGCCUUUGUAUUACUUGCAACCUUUGGGUCGUGCUGAUUGUUUGGAUAUGUUUUGGAAGGUUGCAUUGUUACCCAGGGAAGUAAAGGAGGAAAAACAGGACACUGAAUUGUUACAAAUUAGCAAGAAUCUUGUUGCAAACUGUAAAGGUUUGCCUCUUGCCGUGAAGAUACUCGGUGCCUUAUUGCCCUAUAAUGGAGAAAUGGAUGAUUGGUUAUCCGCUGCUGCUCUUGCUUUUCUGGAACUGCAAAAGUAUAGUUUCACUUCCCAAAUUUUACCAGUUCUGCACCUCAGUUAUGAUCUUUUACCAUCCAAUCUGAAACAGUGCUUUGCUUAUUGUUCAAUAUUGCCAAGAGAAUUUUGGAUCAGAAAGGAGAAAUUGAUGCAAUUGUGGACUGCUGAGGGUUUUUUGCAAGCAAGUGGCUCAAGUGAAAGCCUUGAUGACAUAGCGGAGGACUGCUUUAUGAAAUUGUCACAGUGCUUAUAUUUUGAAGACAUAGUCAGAGAUGAUUCUGGGAACAUAUCAUGCAGAAUGCAUGAUUUAGUGUACGAUUUUGCAUUGACUGUUAAUUCAACUGCAUGCUCAGUUAUGGGAACUGAAAGUUUCAAAAAUGUUUCUGCAGAACUUCGCCACUGCUCCCUGGUAUUGGAGUCUGAGCCUUCAGUACCUCUAAGAUAUUUGAGUAAAACAGAAGAUUUGCAGACUUUGCUUUUAUUAUCGAGUAAGUUUGACAGUAUCCCUGAUACAAUUUUCUCUAGACUUAGCCACCUGCGUGUGUUGGACUUUAGCCAAAGUGGUAUUCGUGAGUUGCCUGUUACUCUUGGUGCUUUAAAACACUUGAGGUACUUUGACCUAUCUCGCACAUAUAUUAGAAAGAUACCAGAAUCUAUCAGUAACCUGAAGUAUCUGCAGACGUUGAAACUCUCUGAUUGUUUCAACCUUGAAGAGCUGCCCAAAACUGUCCCCCAGUUGACAAAUCUUGUAAAUCUCAGUAUUUCAUCAUGCUGCUCUUUGACUUAUUUGCCCUCUGGGAUUGGUAAAUUAAGGCUUCUUAAGAAGCUGCCAACAUUUGUUCUGGGAAAGAGAUCUGAUAGCGCUAAAUUACAUGAGUUGAGUGGGAUGGACCUUGAAGAGAGACUAGAGAUUAAGAAUCUUGAGAACGUGACAAAGGAGGCAGAUGCACGAGAUGCAAAGCUGUUUGAGAAAGUAAGCCUUCACUCAUUGGUAUUAUCAUGGGGUCAAAAUGGUUGUAUGAACGCUCAAAUGUUGGCCAAAAUACUGGAAAACCUGAGCCCACCCCAUAACCUAAGGUAUUUUUGUUUAAAAGGGUACAGAGGUUCCAGGUUUCCAACAUGGAUGAACCAGGGUCUUCCGAAUCUGCUGAUGAUUUCAUUAAUCAAUUGCAGUUGUCAAGAACUUCCACCGCUUGGACAGCUACCUUUCCUUAAGGUUCUCUAUUUGAAAGCGAUGCCUGAAGUGCGGACAAUAGGCCAUGAAUUUUAUGGGAAUGGUGUUGUUAGAGGAUUCCCUUGCCUGGAACAGCUUGAAAUGUAUGAUAUGCCUAACUUGGAGGGAUGGAAAAGUAUACAAAUGGAGAAAACAGAAAUCUUCACCGUGGUUGGAGGAUCUUCUGGUCCCUUAUCGCAUGAAGCUUUCCCUCGCCUUAACAAACUUGUGGUCAAAGGUUGUCAUAGGUUGACUGCCUUGCCAGUUUUUCCAAAUCUUAUAAGCUUAGCUCUUUGUGACAGCAAUGAGAUGCUACUGUGCUCAUUAGUUCAUCUACCUUUGCUUUCCUCUUUGGUCGUUGAAAAAUUAAAGGAGCUUGAAUCUUUAACCGAGUACUUUAAAAGUUCCUGCUCUAUCGAGAAGCUGACAUUGUACGACUGUGAUCAUUUAGAUUAUCUAUUUGAGGGCAACCAUACAUUCUCAUCACUUAAAUAUUUGAGCAUUCUGUACUGUGAUAGAUUGAUGUCAUUGCCUUCGAGCCUGAGAUUGCUGACUGCCCUUCAGAGGUUUGAUGUUAUUGAGUGUGGACAAUUGACCGACAUUUCUGUUCUGCAGUCCCUUUGUUCUCUUCAAGAAUUAACUAUUGUGGGUUGCCCAAUGUUGCAAUCAGCACCAUCUGGCAUACAUAAUCUUACCAAUCUCCAAAGGUUGGUAAUCAGAGGAUGUCCUGCUUUACAAUGACAACUGGAAAUGAAGAAUGGCAAGGACUGGUUCAAGAUUGCACAUAUCCCAUUUGUAGAGAUAGAACUUAGAGAGUUUGUUAGUGAAGAAGAUUAGAGGCUGAAGAAGCCAAAUGUCAACUAUAUCUUUCGCAAAUCACCUGCAGUAAUAUGGAGCUGUGAUUAAAUCCUGAAAUUGAUGUAUACAACUUCAAGUCUCAGUGGCUAGUGGUAGCAAUUAAUGUUUCCAUUGUACC
This is a messenger RNA of Durio zibethinus, 3471 nucleotides long. RefSeq names its product putative disease resistance protein RGA4. Lineage: Eukaryota; Viridiplantae; Streptophyta; Magnoliopsida; Malvales; Malvaceae. The record is from RefSeq and is a predicted model, not a curated record. Gene Ontology annotation, molecular function: ADP binding.